CAUAGCACUGUAUGUACUGCAUGCAUGCACUGUACUUGCAUUGAUGAUGCAUUAGGACAUGUAUCUGUACGUUUGCACGUUUAGCAACAUGUAGGCAGUUUCCUUUUGUCUUUGAUGAAUUAAGGACAAUUAUCUGCUGUUUAUCAGCAGAAACAUGGUAAGAUGAGCUCCGAAUUUGUCGUUUCUGCCGAGAAGCGCGACGAUGUUGCAAAGAGGCUCUUGCAUAUCCAAGAUUUGUUCGGCGUGCGUGUCUGUUGCGGAGAACCCGAUGGGACUGGGAGUCGGUGCGGAGAUUCCGGGUGUAUCCUGCCGUCGGACUCCGGUGGCGACACGGAUGUUUGUGCUGACUCGUCAACUCCGGCUCCUGUGUGGGUACAAGUUUUUGGCGACUCCAAGGACGUCUGUGAAAAAGCAAAGGAAUACAUCCUCUCUGUUUGUUCGGACAGAAGAAUUGAAGAAGGCUACGCACGGCAGACCCUCGCCAUGCUGGACGGACGCAUCCCGCAGCUGGAGUACGCCUCUGGCGCCGUGAUCGAGCAGGUCUCCGAAGACAAGCUACGGAUACAGGGCCGCGAUGAGAACAUCAUGAGGGCCAUGUCCCUUAUAUCUGCGAAGACGAACGGUGAAGCUCGGAACUCUGAGAACGGUGCAAUACAUGUAAGGAGAGAACCCUCCAGGACAAUCACUGCCACUUCUUCAAGGACAGACUUCAGCGAUUGCAGUCAUUCCACCAGGGUGGAUGAAGUCGCCGAGAGAUCGAGACCCGUUGCAGUUGAGAACGGGAGUCCACGAGAGUCCCCAAGCAAGGAACUGCAGACCAAAGCUGUACCGUCGCCUUCCGUGUCGACCUCGUCAUCGAAAUCAAACUCUCAGAACAAGCAUGAGGUCAUCAUUGCCCUCAUGCUCAAGCUCGGCUACUCCAGACAGAUUGUAGAGCACGUCUUGGAACAGAUCGGCGACCAGGCCUCGAGCGACGAGGUCCUGCGGAUGCUGGUGAACCUUGGAUCACCAAAGAUCACUGAAGAUGUUAGGGGAAGCGAGGCCAAGGAAGGGGAUGGGGGAUCAGGGCGAAAGGAUUUUAGCGAUGGAGUCGAGGAGCCCGAGGAAACGGAUUCAGACCCCCACAGGCCAAUCAUUAUCGAUGGAAGCAAUGUAGCCAUGAGCUAUGGAAACUCUAACAUCUUUGACUGCAAGGGAAUCCAUACAGUCGUGAUGUGGUUCCUUCUGCGAGGUCAUAAGAUCAUCUACGUCUUUGUACCGAGCUGGAGGAAGGAACAGUCCAAACCGGAAACCCCCAUCAAAGACCAGGAGAUCCUAAUGGACCUGGAGAAAUCCAAGAUUCUCGUCUGGACUCCAUCGCGGAGGGUCAAAGGUCGGCGGAUGGUCUGCUAUGAUGACCGCUACAUCCUCAACCUGGCCCACGAGCUGGACGGGAUCGUGGUCUCCAACGACACGUUCCGGGACCUCUGCGCGGAGAAGCCGGAGCACCGAAAGGUGGUGGAGGAGCGGCUACUGAUGUACUCGUUUGCCGGCGAUAAGUUCAUGCCACCUGAUGAUCCUCUGGGAAGACAUGGUCCAAGUCUGGAGAACUUCCUGCGUAAGACGCCUUCCAAGCCCAGCCAUCAGAUGCAGCUCUGCCCCUAUGGUAAGAAGUGCACCUAUGGCAACAAGUGCAAGUACAGCCACCCUGAGAGGAGCAGGAACGUCAAGACCACCAGCGAGAUCCUGGUGGAGAAGGACCGCCAGAGGCAGGAGCAGAAGCUCAAAGCCGACCUGAUGGCAAGGGCGCUCAAGACGGAGAUGCUCGAGAUGCCGUGGGAAAAAGAGGACGGGAGGGCAGGAAGCGCCACGGAACCCUUACCUAACCAGUCGGGAUCAUCGCGGGUUUCUGGCAUGUUUCGUGGGGUAGCAACUCAGCAGCCGCAGCAACAUGGAGGUGCUGUCACAUUACCCUUGAGUAAUCAACCAAUGCCGGACAACCGCAUGAACACAGUGCCUUUGGUUGGUCCGCAGCAUAUGCAGCAUGUGCAGCAGUACCGUAUGCACCCUCAGAACUUGCAGUCUAUCAACGAGGGCUGGGCGCCUGCGGAUGAGAGGGUUUCUGAAGGUUGGGUAUCCUCUGAUCAUAGAGUCCCUCCCCUGUACCACCACGCCCAGGCAACGGCCCCGCCCCAACAUAGGAACCAACCCCUCCCGAACAGAUCUUCGAUGACCGCUCCUCUCCAGGGGUACUCUCACCAUCCUCUGCCUAGGCGAGACAUGAUGACGGAGCCUCUCUCCGCCCACGAUUACUACCAGCCCCGUGCCGCGCAGCAGUCGGUUAAGCGCCACUCUCUACCGAUGGGCACGGUCGAACAGCAGAGACCAACUCUCCAGCAGGUUCACCCCUCCUACCAGAGGGACAGAGGCAACAUGGGUGACUUCAGCAAGGAGUUCCAUCAAAUGUCACUCCAUGAUACCACCAGCCAUGGAGGUGCCUUUGAGGAGGAAAGACAUUACAGCUACCCCUUGACCAAGCCUUACAGAGGCUCAUCUGGCCUUACCACACAGACUCCAGCCAAUAUGUACACAGACGAUGAGGGUUAUUAUUCUCCAAUCACUCCCAAAGACAUGAGCAUUCCAUCACCAGGGCAGCCCUCCCACUCGUCAUCUGUGAGGUACCCUCUGCACCCCAACACCGACAGCAUUCCUCCUCAGUCUCACUCGCAUCGCUUCAUGUACCCCAGCGCCACGCCCUCCCCCUCCUCCUCCUCUGCAUCCUACCCCUUACCCCCUCCUGCUCCCCACCAGAUCUCCGGCGGGGGCGGAUCUGAUGCCCUCAGGCAUGGAGGCGGGGGCACCUAGGGGUGCAGCAUCAGGGUCAGAUCAUGAAUCCCAUGGGCAGUCCUCGGAGGACGACCGAGCCAAAGCAGCCCCUACGACAAGUCUGGGGCGAUGCGGGGGCGGAGCCGAUGCCCCCAAGGCAGGUCUGGGGCGAUGCGGGGGCGGAGCGGCUCCCCGAUGCCUCAAGGCAGCAUCUAGGUCAUGAUGAAAUGACCUACCACGAAAGGAUGAGGAGCUCAUCGUCAGGACAACUUCAGAACUAGAAACUUGAGCUACUUACUAGGGUAGUGUAGACAAUAUUUGUUGAUUCACCCCCCUCCCUAUUACUGCUAUUUAAAUCAAACUGAUGAGACUUAAGUGAUAAUCAGAAUCACUGGGAUUUUCAAUGUAAUUAUGAUUUCAAUCUAUGAUUUUAAUCAGCUCAGAUAUAUUUGAGCUUGAGCCAAACAUGUCCAAGUUAGAAUCUUAGACAUGUAAGACAUCUUCUAGACAGAUGCAUGUUGGCAUGAUGCUACAUGAAAGAGAUGAGACACGUCUUCUUAUGUGACAAUAGUGAUCUUUUAUUUGUAUUAUUCAGUUUCACUUUAUUGAUCUUCAAGCCAAAAAUCUAGCAUUAUCAUGAUUUAAUUGCAGGCCAAUAUCAUUCCAAAAGUAAAAAGAAAUCAAUCAAUAUUAAUUUUGUAUUACUCAUAAAUUCAUGUAAUUUACAUGACGAAAUCCUUUCAUAGGCUUUGAUUGGAGGAUAUGAUCAAUAUGUAAUUAAUUGAUCGUGAAUAUUCACAUUGAUUGUUUAAGAUAAAUGCUUAUUCUUGCAGCCUUACAUGUAUUUCUUACAAGGCUCAGUGAAACCAUAUUGCACAAUAUGACACCAUUGUCCUAAUUUUGCCUUGUCAUGUACACAUUUGCACACUCUUUAAUGAAACAAAGUAAAACUCUGGAUCAUCGUGCAAGCAUUUAUGAUUACUCAAAGUAUAUAAAAGAUUCUACAGAAUUGGGUGCCUAACUGCACAAUAUGACACCAUUGUUCUAUUUUGCCUUGUCAUGUACACAUUGCACACUUUUUAAUGAAAGAAAGUAAAAAAUCUGGAUCAUCGUCCAAGCAUUUAUGAUUAAUCAAAGAAUAUAAAAGAUACUACAGAAUUGGGUGGGUAACUGCCUACUCCAACAUAUGACUAAGCUACCCCCAUUCUGAGCAGCCAUGCAUCGGUAACCCUGUACAAUGGAUGACACAGUCAAUAGAUCUUCAAUGGAUAAAGGUCAUGAUUGUAUUCCGACUGCCAACUUCCCGCCCGUAUUUGUUCCCAUCCGUUGAAGAAUCACUUCCCACUCACAACCUGCUUCCGCUUUUCCCAAAAAGGAUAUACGGUUACGGGAUAGAGGAAGUAGCGCACUUCCAACUACUAAUCACCUGUUCUUUGUCCACGUCUUGGUCAAAUAGGAACGCAAGUCAUGGUAACUGGGGCGGCUUGAUUGCCGGUCGACUGGUAUUAGGGUGUUCAAAGAUUAGUUACCAGUAUAUGAUCUUUUUGGUAUCAUGAUGAUGUGUGUCAUAGGUAUGUUGUAUGAUUUCAUGAGCCGUACCAGGCGCCAUAGGAAUAUAUGAAACUGAAAGUAAACUGUUAUAACAGGAAUUGAUCAAAACCAUGAAAGGUUGAUAGAAAAGUUAAAGAAUUGUUGUUGUCGUUAUGAUGUGUGUCAUAGGUGUGUUGGGCGAUAUUUCACAAGCCGUACCAGGCGGCGAAGCUAUACAUGCUUCUGAAAGUAUCUUUUCUGUGAAACUGUUUAAGCAAGGAGUUGAUCAAAAUCAUGAAAGAUUGAUAGAAAUGUUUAAUAAUUUUUGUGAUCAUUAUGAUGUGUGUCAUAGGUGUGUUGGGCAAUAUUUCACAAGCCGUACCAGGCGCCGACGGGAUACAUGACUCCCAAAGUUGAAUUUCUGUGAAACUGUUUCUGUGAGAAUUAAAAUGAUUUGUAAUGAUGGUAAAUAACUUUUUGCUCUCCCUUUAUCAAUAUUACCCCAAUGAAAAAUAUGCCACUUUCGUAGGUAGGAAGAGCAUUGUAUUUCCUCAUAUAAUUAUAUCCCACCACCCAGCUAUGUAGUAAUGUUGGAAAAACAACAUAAAUACCAAAUUGCUUAUAUAAUGUUUUAUUUACUCUUUUUGUACUUUAUAAACCAUUAUAACCACAUGUACAUAUGUAUCUGUAUGUCUAAACGAAAACAUGUUAAGUAC
Molecule: messenger RNA, 5051 nt
Organism: Strongylocentrotus purpuratus (purple sea urchin)
Lineage: Eukaryota; Metazoa; Echinodermata; Echinoidea; Camarodonta; Strongylocentrotidae
Exons: 7
Coding region: 163-2844 (893 amino acids)
Cellular component (GO): cytoplasmic ribonucleoprotein granule; nucleus
Molecular function (GO): metal ion binding; RNA endonuclease activity; mRNA binding
Source: RefSeq, a predicted model, not a curated record